AUGUGUGUCCUGGGAUCCACGAUCCGUUGUUUGACGAAGCCUUUAUUCCUGACCAAAACAUCGAAAGAAGACCCCAAGCCCAAACCCAAGCCGUUUGAUAUCCGCGUAUUCAAGAACAUACCGUACACAAUAUUUGUAUUUUGUCAAUUACCGAUAUGGACAUUUUAUACCGGACUGCCCGUUUUCAUCGUUGACAUUGCUGAAAAUAGAGGUUACUCUCUAGAGGCUGCCUCAUUACUACUUUCCGCCUUCACCGUCUCAGGCGUUGUUGGAAGCUUGCUCGGGGGACUUUUGGACUCCGUGCUGAACAUACCUGCUAUGUUGUCUUCCGCUGCAGCCCUUUCUGUGUGUGGAUUGCUCAGUUUUGGAUUAGCCUACUUUUAUGAUUAUGGUGUGAUGGUUGCGCUGACAGUGGGCCAUGGGAUUCUAGUAUCUCUGGUGGAUGUGUGCAUUCCUAUUAUCGUGCAUCAACUGUGUGGUCACGCUAUGUAUUCCUCGGCUUUGUCUUUCUUCUUUGGCAUUUCCGGCGUGGCCGAUAUAUGCAGCGGACCCGUGAAUGGCGCCAUCAGAGACAUAACGGGAGACUACAUCGUGAUGUUUUAUCUGGCUGGUAGUGUAGCGCUGUUUAUGGGGGUCAUCUUCCUGCUUCUGGAACUCUGGGUGCGACGAGGAAGGUCUUCGUUGAAGGAUGCACAUGUUUCGCAAGAAACUGUGAACACUAAAUUGUGACUGUCACAUUAUACAACAUGUCGUCCUUGUCAUCCAAACUCAAAGGCAUAAAUUGCAUAAUACAUAUUUACAAAUUCCUGUAAAUAUUUCAUGGCUGACCGUGCUGCUCGUGUUAAAGAACCUACAGCGGAAAUUCUUUUAAUUUCGUAUUGAAUUUCGUGUGACUGUUUCAGUUGAAAGGUUUUGUCGUAAACAUUGAUUCUGUCACUUUUGUACAUGAAAAAAAUGAUAAAGCCAAUAAUUAUUAUUUUA
Molecule: messenger RNA, 981 nt
Organism: Haliotis rubra (blacklip abalone)
Lineage: Eukaryota; Metazoa; Mollusca; Gastropoda; Lepetellida; Haliotidae
Exons: 2
Coding region: 1-729 (242 amino acids)
Biological process (GO): monocarboxylic acid transport; transmembrane transport
Molecular function (GO): monocarboxylic acid transmembrane transporter activity
Source: RefSeq, a predicted model, not a curated record